Mercurialis annua (annual mercury) is the source of this 3923-nucleotide messenger RNA. RefSeq names its product FIP1[V]-like protein. Lineage: Eukaryota; Viridiplantae; Streptophyta; Magnoliopsida; Malpighiales; Euphorbiaceae. The record is from RefSeq and is a predicted model, not a curated record. The transcript has 11 exons. Gene Ontology annotation, biological process: mRNA processing. The coding region runs from base 1 to 3627 and encodes 1208 amino acids.
AUGGUGGAUAAGAUUGACGUGGACGUGAACCCACCAGAUUCGUUCGUGAUAGAGGAACGGAGGAGACGAACAGAUUAUGUGUCGUGGCGGAGGGGGUCGAUGGGGACCGAUCUGAUGAGAGAAAAGUUGGAGACUGGAGGAACAAAGGAAAAACGGAGGAAAAGAGAGAUGCGCGAUGGGUUUAAGGGUUUAGCAGUUUUCGGCUCAGCAUUUUAUCAGUCACUCUCCUUUUCCCUGUCUAAUGGAAUUUCUCUAACCAAAAAAACCCGCACUCUUACUCAAAUUCUAGAGUUUGUGCUAGUGAUUGAAAAAAAAAUGGAUGAUUCAUUAAUCGACGACGAUUUUGGCGAAAUAUACAUUGACGAAGAAGUUCAAGCAAGUUGUGCAAUUAAUUCUUUCUCGACAAACUUUGCUACAUCAAACACUGCACUCCCCAAAAACGACGUCGUUGAUGAGAAAGAAGAAGAAAUCGAAUGUGAGAACAAUACGAGCCAUGGAGAAUUUGACGUUAAUUUGAAAUCAGAGUCGAGGCUACAGAUUUCGUGCAGUUCAGAUGAAGAUAAUGAGAGCGAUGAUAGCGAAGAUGAUUUGAAUAUAGUAUUGAAUGAUGAUGAUUGUAAAGCUCUUUCAACUGCCAAUAAUGUUGUUAAUCAGGAUUUUAUUGAGCAGGAGGAGGAGGAGGAGGAUCCCUCCAAGAAUGGAAACCCGUGUGGAUCAUCAUUUCCAAGUUAUAGGAAGGCCAAUGAUUCUAUAGAAGUAGCUUCUUGUUCUUCUAGAUAUGCCAACAUAAAAAACAGGGGCGGUUCACUAGUACCUUAUUAUGAUGGGUAUCGUUUCUCACUUCCACAUUAUAGAAAUAUAUUCGAUGUUGAUAUUGAUUCAUUUGAAGAUAAGAGAUGGAGGUACCCUGGAGUCGAUAUAUCUGAGUUUUUUAAUUUUGGUUUCAAUGAGGAAAGUUGGAGACAAUACUGCAUCUCCAUGGAACAAUUGAGGCAGCAUUCUUACAUGCAUAACAGGUCUCCAAAUCAGGAGUUUUUUAAGCGUAAUCAGGCUUGUGAAAAUGUACCUGAGCAUGAGAGUGCAGCUAACGAGACGGUAGCUGUGGGUAAUCAAGCUGGAUCUUCAAUGAAAUGUGUAGAUACUGGAGAAAAGCUAAUGGGGUUGCCAAAAGGUCGAGCGAUUCAGGUUGAAGAUAGCACUGUUGAACGCGAACCCACAAUAAAUUUAAGGCCACCAUGUACUUGGGACUCUGAUGUUGUGAUACAGAUCAAUUUGCAAGACUCCGAUAAGAAUUGCUCCGGAACAAAAAAGGAGGAAUUUCACCAUAUAAAUAAGAAUGUAGAUGAGAAAUCACAAAGAAAGGAUGUGGUUAUGGAUGAUAUAAAAAAUGCCCACUAUUCUGGUAUUGUCAGUGAAGAUGAAGCUUCUUUGAAAUCUUUGGAAAUCAAAAGGUGUAUCCAGCCUCUAUCAGAGUCUAAUCAGAUGCUGCUGGAUCCUGAUAACCACGUUGAAGCUAUAAAGACGGUGAAGGCCGGAAGAGCCAGAGUUACAUGCAAGUCAGAUCAAUGCCCGACCGAGACAGAGCUCUCAGUAGGAGACAGAAGUCAACUUAGCUUGUCAUUGUCAUGUUCUGAAAGUGAUUCUGAGGCAUCAAGAGACAGAGUAGAGAGUGUUCCUGAAGUGUCUGGUAGUCCAUUCAGAAGGUUAUGUUCAGGCUCUGUGCAUCAAGAGUCGGCUUUACGUGACAAUGAGAGCCCUAAAAAUGAUGACACAGUAAGAAGACCUGUUAAUAGCCGACAGCAUUUGAAAAGUAGAGGUUCCAUUUGGGAGGGAAGGAGGCAUCAAAAGAGUAGACCUCGUAAUGUUGCUGAAGAGAGAACCCACUAUGAUACUGAUAGUGAUUGCUCUCCUAUAUCUGAUCGAUUAUCCAUUGAUUUGCACCGAGAGGUAGAACGGCUGCAUGAUUUUGGUUAUCAUAGUGGGGAUGAUUCCUCUUAUGAUAGGGAUGCAGGUUUUUCUGGUCGUUAUGGUGUUGACAGGUUUUCUGGCGACAAUGUCAAACAUCUUCAUAGAAAGACAUACCAUCAGAGCCUUGGGAAAUCCCAGGAAAGAAUGAACUGGAAUGCUGGCAAUUUUCAUAAAAGAACUUUUUGUUUAGAUGAUACAGAAGCCAUGGACAGAGAUUUGGCUUAUGGUGGCAGAAGACUCUCUGCCAAGGGCAUGGUUCCUUUGACUUACAGGGAAUCAAGGAGAUUGAUUUCCAAGAACAAAAAGUUUAAGGAGACGGACAUCCAAUGGAGAAGAAAGGGUCAUCGAAUUCAGUAUGGGAUGAAAACCAAUGGUGAUUCUUGUUUGCUCAAUCAUAGAAAUAUAGAGGUUGAUGCCAUGAUGCUGAAAGAAAAUGGGAGAUCUAUUCCAUUCAGCAGCCAGAAAAGGGAUUAUUUGGAUGAGAAAUAUGAAGGGGACAUUCCAUUUGUUGGGAGAGGAAAUUUUUGUGGAAGAAGAAUUCAACAUGACUAUGGCCCCUUUACUGAUAUGGAGAAUUCACAGUUGAUGGAAAUAGAAGAUGAGCUUUGUGAUCUAGAUCAGCAUUCUUCCUCUUGGUUACAAAGAGAAUACUCCACAGCUGACAGAGGAAGGGAGAUGAAUAUUAUACCACCAAGAUAUGUGAGACAGAGUAGAGAAAUUUGUGGUGGAAAAUACAUGGACAACGAUUGGGUUGAUGGUUAUAAUGAUGUAGAUAAUGCGCAAGAUGGUAUUAUAUAUUCUGAUGAACACCUUGAUCAGAAGAGAAAAUAUAGUUCGCGUUUUGGUGUGUUGUGCCAAAUGCAAGAUGAUUCAAAAUGGAGGCAUCAAGAAGAUGAAUUUAAUACCAAAAGGUCAUCAUGUUUAUAUGAAAAAUCUUCUAGAUGUGAAAGGAGUCGUGCUAAAUAUGCUCAGGAUUGUAUGGUGGUUGAUGAUGUGAGGCUGGAGUGGAAUAGGUACAGUAUGUUUAAAGGAGAAAGAAGAGUUGGCUCCCUUAAUAGAAACCAAAUUAUGAUAUCUAGAGGUAAGCAUGAACAGACAGCCAGGAGAUGCAGUCAUCCAGUUGACUUGAUUCUUGGGGAAGGAAAGUCAUCCGGGAGAUGUUCCAAUGCUGAAAUUCCAAUGUCUAAUGGUAUAGCUAAAAGAGCUUGUCUGAAGUUUACCAAGGAGCAAAGAACUUCGAAGAAUUAUAAUGGAACUCUCACCGGAAGAGCACAAUCUGGCAUUGCAAAAUUUAAAGGCAACCUAACCGGUAAGAGAUGGCAUAAGUUUCCAGUUACGAAGCAGGUUGGACAUUUAGCUGUUGAGGAAGGUCAGAUUGUAGAGGAUGUGUUGGAAAAAGAACAAGCAUCUGAAAAUGCGUUAGUUCCACGCAAUAAGAAACCUUUUCACAGUGAAGUUGACACAAAUAAGAUAUUUGAUGACAAACAGAUGCUGGAAGUAAUAGCAAAGAUGGAAAAACGGAAGGAACGCUUCAAAGAUCCAAUUGCAUUGAAUAGAGAACCAGAAAAGUCUUUGAAUCAACUAGUUGCUUUGACAGCUGAUACAUUUGAAAGCAAACAAAAGAGGCCAGAUCGGAAGAGGCGGUGGGGUGGCAAUUAAGUUUUUGCAAUCUCAGGAACUACUACUUCUAAGGGGCUUAAUAGCUGCGCAGUACAAUCUGCUGCACAAUUGCUGACCAAGUUUCUUCACCUGAUUUGUAGUACAGCUUGGAUGGAUCUCUUUGUAAUUAAUAGCACAUCUACAACGUUGUACAGGUUAGGACAUGAUUAUCAAAAAAGAGUUUGGAACUUGGAACAGGCUAAUAUUUUGAAUAAAGUUUCAUCCUUGUGCUUGUUUUAGCGACGUCGAAAAUUAAAAAAAUUAAAAGCAAUGGUUUAACACCUCUUUGUUUUUUA